Molecule: messenger RNA, 2084 nt
Organism: Carassius auratus (goldfish)
Lineage: Eukaryota; Metazoa; Chordata; Actinopteri; Cypriniformes; Cyprinidae
Exons: 2
Coding region: 955-1980 (341 amino acids)
Source: RefSeq, a predicted model, not a curated record
GCUAGAAAUCCAUUGGGGUCUCUGUGACGGUCACGGGAAGACCGCACAUUCAACAUGGACUUUAAUACACACACAUACUCACAAACACACACAGAGACUGUUUAGUGAUAAGAGUUUAUUGUAAUUAUUGAUCAGAGUGAAUGGAAUACCUGUAAAUGAUGUGUAUUGUUCCCGUGUAGCAUUUGUCCCGUGAUUUUUAGAGUCCCGGUAGGAAACCAUGGCAGGAAUUAUUGGUUCCGCUUAGGGUGGGAAUCUACCAUGUAUUAAUUGAGCGAGGGUUGUUUCAGGGGCAACGCGGCCGAGUUGUUGCUGUUAUUUCCUGUUUAAUGUGAAUGAUUUAAUAACAUCAAAGUAGAUUUAUUAAUUAUAACAUCAUGCCAAUAUGUUUCUUUUAGACGCUGUAUAUUUAGGUGAACAUGUGUAAAGUGUUGUAUGUGAGUUUGUCCCUCCCCAUGGGGUAAUGGUGCUGGCCACCAGUAUAAAUGUGAAUGACUUUGUAAUGGAAGGUAGUCUGUGUUUGUUGCUGCAGUGGAGAGUGUGGCCUGAGGGUUGUAGGUAUUGUGGGUAUUUUGUUUAGUUAUUUUGAAAUUGACCUUGUUGUUAAGGAAGUUAUUUUUGGAAACUUUAUUUUGCAUUUGAAAUUAAUUUGGAUUUUUCUUUUUGGUUAAGACUUUGUUCCUUCUAUUUUUUGUCAUGUUUAAUUAUAUUAUUGGGCUUGGAUGAUUGCCCUUUUGUAAGUUUAAAUAAAUAUUUGUUUACAUUUCAAAGUUGUGUAUUCAUACUGCCUCUGUUUAAUUUGGCUACAAAAUUUGUGGUGCCUAUUAGUAGGCUGACCAUUACACUGGUGUCAGAAGUGGGAUAGCCAGAAGAGAGCAGUAGGGAUUUUUUUUUUUUUUUGUUUGUUUUAUUUUUAACUCUCCACUGCAGUCAACAGUGGCAUAGUGUUGGCUCAGAAUGGCUCCUAAAAAGGUGCGGACGGAUCAAGCUGAGGUGGAGGAACCCGGUAGAGCUGUUGGGGAAGGUGAUGUUAGUGAAGUGGAACUGGGGAGCGUCACUGAGGAUGUCUCACUCGCAGAGUUGAGAGACCUGUUCCGUUCACAUUUCGCACAGCAGCAGGCUCGAGACCAUCGCCUGGAGCAAGAGGCUGACCGACAAGAUGCUCGGUGGAGAGCAAUGCAGCAUCAGUUCUCUCUUCUGCAGCAGGAAGUGCAUGUAAGGACGACACCAGAUCUACGGCCUGGUAGUGAUAUUCAGACUGGCCUUUUAUCACAACCAACAGUCCAGCGAGUGCCCUCAGUGUUACGGGAUACAUCAGUCAGCCGACAGAUGGAAUCACCAGCUGCAUCUCCACUGGAAGGCCAAGGCCAGAGUCCAUUGAGAAUUGAGAGAGAGCCACACCUGCAACGACUGAGUGAAACAGAUGACGUAGAGCAUUAUUUAGCUACUUUUGAACGAAUAGCGAUGGCGUGUCGGUGGCCAACAACCGACUGGGCAAUUAGGUUAGUGCCCCUCUUGUCGGGCAAGGCUAGGGCUGCAUAUGUAUAUAUGGACAUGGUAGACUCACUUGAUUAUGACAAACUCAAAGCAGCCAUUCUUGCUAAGUAUGACAUAAAUGCAGAGACUUAUCGGCUUCAGUUCCGGUCAACAGAAGUGAAGGAGAAUGAAACCCCAAAAGAGUUGUAUGCCAGACUAAAAGAAAACUAUGCCAAGUGGGUGCAGCCACAGCAUCAUACUAAGGAGGAGAUUGGGGAGACAGUCAUUUUGGAGCAGUUUUUGCGCAUGUUGGCCCCUGAUCUGCAAGUAUGGAUUAAGGAAAGAGGCCCUGUCUCUGCUGCAGAAGCCGCCAACUUAGCAGACACCUUUGUGGCAGCGCGACGCAAGACUCAACCAUGGACAUUCAAGCGUUGGAAGGGGAGUAAAGAUUCCAACAAGUUCCAACACUCCUUCCCCACUACAGUAAGAGCCAUCCAUGAAGACUGAUGCUUCUAAUACUGGCAUUGGGGCAGUGCUGUUGCAAGGGGCACUGGGAGAUAGACAUCCAGUGGCCUAUAUAAGUCGCAAGUUGUAUCCCAGGGAGGUGAGAU